Molecule: messenger RNA, 1292 nt
Organism: Symsagittifera roscoffensis
Lineage: Eukaryota; Metazoa; Xenacoelomorpha; Acoela; Convolutidae
Exons: 2
Coding region: 180-1136 (318 amino acids)
Biological process (GO): peptidyl-serine phosphorylation; regulation of autophagy
Cellular component (GO): cytoplasm
Molecular function (GO): ATP binding; protein serine/threonine kinase activity
Source: RefSeq, a predicted model, not a curated record
CAAAUGCGUUAAGCCAGUGUACACGAUUACAUCUAAUUCAUCUAAAUUUAUAACAAAGACAAUUUUGAAUGUUCUCGCUCAAUUGAACUACUAGUUCAGAUUGCUAGACAAAACAAAAAACGAAUAUCAAAUUAUCUGGCUUCUUUUUUUUUCUGAUCGUAUGGUUGCUUAAAACUGCUAUGGGUCAAUCUUCAAGUUCGGAGUCACAUGAAAGUGGCCUUGACCUGCUCAUUCAGAUAAAAGCGAAAAACUCAACUAAACUUUUAGAUUUAAAUUUUCAAAUGACCGAUAAAAUUUCCUCGGGUGCUUUUGGUUCGGUUUUUAUUGCCAACGACCGAGAAACGAAAAAAAUAUACGCCGUCAAGAUAUUCCACACCAGUGCGAAAGCUGCGCCAAAAGACACCAGAGCUUUCCGGAAUGAAGCCACAACACUGAAAGCUACUAAACAUCCUAAUAUAAUCAAGUACUUCGCCCAUGGAACUUCAAACAUCCUUGGCCGCAACAGACAAUAUCUGUUGACUGAAUUUUGCGACCUCGGCAGCUUGAACUCGUUAAUCAAAUCAUCUCGAUCGAAAAACACUGGGAAACCAACGGACAUGCAGUUCAUCGACACAUUCUGCCAGAACAUAUCACAAGCUAUUUUUUAUAUCCACGAUGAGCUACAAAAAUUGCACCUGGACAUAAAACCUGCAAAUAUUUUGCUUGCAACUCGGGGUCCUAAGUCACCAGAAGUAAACACGAGUCCCGGAGAUUUUUCGGCCGACCGGGUGAUUUUCAAACUGGGAGAUUUUGGUUGCUGUCAGCGCAUAAAGAACGCGACAAGUUUCCCAUUCAGCCCACCACACUCGUCUCCAGAGGUCAUCAAAGGAGAAGUGGGAAUGAUUUCUACAACUAGUGACGUUUUUUCGUUCGGUGCGACAUUAUUCGAGCUUUCUACACUACAAAACCCCAUUGAGCCAGUGCAAGGUCCCCAAGGACAUGAGGUAAUUGUGCCCCGCGAGGUGCGUUUUGCACUGCCCCCCUCUCUCAACCCCAAACUGAGACGUCUGUGCCUUCUCUGCCUCAAAGACGACCCCUCUGGAAGACUGGACACCAAAGAUCUUGUCAGUCACAUCUCCACAAUGCAUCUGAUUUGACUUGAGUCUCGAACUCAAUUGACCAAAACUUCCAAGACUGCAAAAGACUACGAUAGAAAAACUAGUUUUUUUUUUAAUGUCAACGAUUGGCUCCUUUUCAUUUUCUAUCCGCCUUUUACAAAUAUCGAUUUAUGUUCGAACCAAUGGUUUGACAAG